Molecule: messenger RNA, 10326 nt
Organism: Sapajus apella (tufted capuchin)
Lineage: Eukaryota; Metazoa; Chordata; Mammalia; Primates; Cebidae
Gene: SPTA1
Product: spectrin alpha, erythrocytic 1
Exons: 52
Coding region: 967-8226 (2419 amino acids)
Biological process (GO): actin cytoskeleton organization
Cellular component (GO): cell junction; cortical actin cytoskeleton; plasma membrane
Molecular function (GO): calcium ion binding; actin filament binding
Source: RefSeq, a predicted model, not a curated record
AAAUUUUAAUGAUUAGAAAUUAAUGUAAAUUGAUCAUCUUAAUAUCAUCUAAAUAUUUGAUAGAUGUUGGUUCUUUUAAAGAUAAAAUAAUAUCCCCUCCUUAUCCCAACUUCAGACAAAUGUUCCUCAGUGUGUAUGUGUUAUAGUCCACGCUCUAAAAUUAUGUUCCUGCCUUUACUACUAAAUUUGAUUGAAUGUAAUAAAGCUAUAUGGAAAAGUAAAGUAAUCCAGACUUUCAGGAAGAGAAUGUAAAGGACUCUCAGUUUUUCUGUGACAUCCAAGAACAGGGGAAACCACAAAUGUAGAAUCAAAGUCUUCUCUGGUAUAUCAUGGAAAUUAGAUUAUUCAAAUUGUAUUAAAGGGGAAUGAAGUUUGUCAUGGAUAGCCCCAAAGCCUUAUAGAAAGGUCUAAGACCACCCCACUCUUUUCUUUUUGCUUAUUUGCUUCACUUUUGUAAGUUAGUCUAAUACAACUAUGCCUAUGGAAAAAAAAGUCUACCUCCUUUUGUUCUCCAUUAAAAUUAAUACAUAAAAUAGGAUAAUUUGUGUCAUAUAUAUUAGAAGUCAGCCCUAUUUUCAAAUUUUUUGUGAACUCAAUAGUUUAUAUAUGUGCGAUUUUUUUCCCCUAAUUUUUCAUCCAAAAACCUUACUUUCAUUUUUUGAAGUCAUAUUGAGUAACUUUGAGAGCCAGAGCCUCCCAAAACUGCUGAGUCACCCACUAUCUGUAAAAGUUAGCAGUUGCUUCAGCUGAAUAUGUCUUCUAAAGAUAAUGUUGAUUGUCUGUGACUGGUGGGAUUCUAGGAUCAAGACAGAGUUUUUUUUUUUUUUUCCCCACAUACUUAACGUUUCUGUAUUUGUACUUGAAUUGGACUAGACAGUUCCAUGUGAAUUAUUUCUCUCUCUCUCUCUCACUCCCUCUCUCUUUCUGACAUAUUUUAUUUUGCCAGGUUCUAAACCUUUAGGAAAAAUGGAGCAAUUUACAAAGGAAACCGUUGUGGAGAGCAGCGGGCCAAAGGUUUUGGAAACAGCAGAAGAGAUCCAGGAGAGGCGUCAGGAGGUGUUGACUCGGUAUCAAAGUUUCAAGGAGCGGGUCGCUGAGAGGGGUCAGAAGCUUGAGGAGUCCUACCACUUACAAGUUUUCAAGCGAGAUGCAGAUGAUCUGGGGAAGUGGAUCAUGGAGAAAGUCAAGAUUUUAAGUGAUAAGAGCUAUGAAGACCCAACUAAUAUACAGGGGAAAUACCAGAAGCAUAAAUCCUUUGAGACAGAGGUGCAAGCAAAAUCAAGAGUCAUGUCUGAACUGGAAAAAACCAGGGAAGAACGAUUUACUGAGGGUCAUUCUGCCCAUGAAGAAACUAAGGCCCAUAUAGAGGAACUACGCCGUCUGUGGGACCUGCUGUUGGAGCUGACCCAGGAGAAGGGUGCCCUGCUGCUGCAGGCCCUCCAGUUCCAGCAGUACAUACAGAAGUGUGCUGACAUCUUAGAGUGGAUCGGAGACAAGGAGGCUAUAGUGACAUCAGUGGAGCUAGGUGAAGACUGGGAGCGCACAGAACUUCUGCAUAAGAAAUUUGAAGACUUCCAAGUGGAUCUGGCAGCUAGAGAGGGGAGAGUCGAUGAAGUGAAUCAAUAUGCCAAUGAGAGUGCCGAGAAAAACCAUCCUGAGCUACCCUUAAUUAAGUUUAAGCAAGAUGAGGUGAAUGCUGCCUGGGAGCGCCUUCAUGGUCUGGCUUUCCAAAGACAGAAAUCUCUGUCCAGUGCUGCAGACCUCCAGCGAUUCAAAAGGGAUGUGACUGAAGCCAUCCAGUGGAUCAAGGAGAAGGAACCUGUACUCACCUCGGAGGACUAUGGAAAAGAUCUUGUUGCCUCUGAAGGACUGUUUCACAGUCACAAGGGACUUGAGAGAAAUCUUGCAGUCAUGAGUGACAAGGUGAAGGAGUUAUGUGCCAAAGCAGAGAAGCUGACAGUUUCCCAUCCCUCAGAUGCACCUGAGAUCCAGCAGAUGAAAGAGGAUCUGGUCUCCAACUGGGAGCAUAUUCGUGCCCUGGCCACCAGCAGAUAUGCAAAACUACAGGCUACUUAUUGGUACCAUCGGUUCUCAUCUGACUUUGAUGAACUCUCAGGCUGGAUGAAGGAGAAGACUGCUGCAAUCAACGCUGAUGAGCUGCCAACAGAUGUGGCUGGUGGAGAAGUUCUGCUGGACAGGCAUCAGCAGCAUAAGCAUGAAAUUGACUCUUACGAUGACCGAUUUCAAUCUGCUGCUGAGACUGGUCAAGCCCUCCUGGAUGCCAGUCAUGAAGCCUCUGAUGAAGUUCGGGAAAAGAUGGAAAUACUUGCCAACAACUGGGCUGCCCUGCUGGAACUGUGGGACAAGCGUCAUCAUCAGUAUGAGCAGUGUUUGGACUUUCACCUCUUCUACCGAGACAGUGAGCAAGUGGACAGUUGGAUGAGCAGACAAGAGGCUUUCCUGGAAAACGAGGAUCUGGGAAACUCACUGGGCAGUGCAGAAGCCCUUCUUCAGAAGCAUGAUGACUUUGAGGAGGCCUUUACUGCCCAGGAAGAGAAGAUUACAACUGUAGACAAGACUGCAACCAAACUGAUUGAUGAUGACCAUUAUGAUUCAGAGAACAUUGCUGCUAUCCGUGAUGGGCUGUUAGCCCGGCGGGAUGCCCUACGUAAAAGGGCUGCCACUAGACGUCGAUUGCUAAAGGAUUCAUUGCUUCUGCAACAACUGUAUCAGGACUCAGAUGACCUAAAGAACUGGAUCAACAAGAAGAAAAAGUUGGCAGAUGAUGAAGACUACAAGGACACACAGAACUUGAAGAGCAGGGUUCAAAAGCAGCAAGCCUUUGAAGAGGAAUUGGCAGAUAAUGAGACCCUGCUCAAAAACAUACAGAAAACUGGCCAAGAGAUGAUUGAUGGUGGUCACUAUGCCUCUGACCACGUGGCCACUCGUCUGAGUGAAGUUGACAGCCUCUGGAAGGACUUGCUGGAGGCGACAGCACAGAAAGGGACCCAGUUGUAUGAGGCCAAUCAGCAGCUGCAAUUUGAAAAUAAUGCAGAAGAUCUGCAGCACUGGCUAGAGGAGGUGGAGUGGCAAGUCACCUCUGAGGAUUAUGGGAAAGGCCUGGCCGAUGUGCAGAAUCGACUCAGGAAACAUGGCCUCCUGGAGUCAGCUGUCACUGCUCGUCAGGAUCAGGUGGAUACCCUCACAGAGCUGGCUGCAUAUUUUGAAGAAAUAGGCCUUCCUGAUUCUAAGGACAUACGGGCAAGGCAGGAGUCCUUGGUAUCCCGAUUUGAAGCUCUGAAAGAGCCACUGGCUACCCGGAAGAAGACGCUCUUUGACUUACUCCAACUACAGCUGAUUUGUAGAGACACAGAGGAUGAGGAGGCCUGGAUCCAAGAGACUGAACCCUCAGCUGCUUCCACCUACCUUGGAAAGGACCUGAUUGCCUCCAAAAAUCUUCUGAAUAGGCACCAAGUCAUCCUGGAGAACAUUGCCAGCCAUGAACCACGCAUUCAAGCGAUAACAGAAAGAGGGGAAAAAAUGGUAGAGGAAGGACACUUUGCUGCAGAAGAUGUGGCCUCUAGGGUCGAGAGUUUGAACCAGAAUAUGGAGUCUCUCCGUGCUAGAGCUGCUAGGCGACAAAAUGAUCUGGAAGCCAAUGUCCAGUUCCAGCAGUACCUGGCUGACCUGCAUGAAGCAGAAACAUGGAUCAGAGAGAAGGAGCCUAUUGUAGACAAUACUAACUAUGGGGCUGAUGAAGAAGCGGUUGGGGCUCUUCUAAAGAAGCAUGAGGCCUUUCUAUUGGAUCUCAAUGCAUUCGGAAACAGUAUGGAAGCUCUACGAAAUCAGGCAGAAGCGUGCCAGCAACAACAGUCCGCACCAGUGGAGGGAGCUGCUGGAGAACAAAGGGUCAUGGCUUUAUAUGACUUCCAGGCCCGCAGCCCCCGAGAAGUCACCAUGAAGAAAGGUGAUGUCUUAACACUGCUCAGUUCCAUCAAUAAGGACUGGUGGAAGGUGGAAGCUGACGAUCAUCAGGGCUUUGUCCCAGCGGUUUAUGUCAAGAGACUGGCCCAUGAUGAGUUUCCAAUGCUCCCACAGCGGCGACGAGAAGAGCCAGGCAACAUCACUGAACGCCAGGAGCAGAUUGAGAACCAGUACCGCUCCCUCUUGGAUCGCGCAGAAGACCGCAGACGUCGUCUGUUGCAACGUUACAAUGAAUUUUUUUUGGCCUAUGAGGCAGGAGAUAUGUUGGAAUGGAUUCAAGAGAAAAAGGCAGAAAAUACUGGGGUGGAACUAGAUGAUGUUUGGGAGCUGCAGAAAAAGUUUGAUGAGUUCCAAAAGGAUUUGAAGACCAAUGAACCUCGGCUAAGGGAUAUCAACAAGGUAGCUGAUGAUCUACUAUUUGAAGGACUUCUAACACCGGAAGGAGCUCAAAUUCAGCAGGAUUUGAAUGCCCGCUGGGGCUCCUUGCAGAGGCUUGCAGAUGAACAGCGGCAACUGCUGGGCAGUGCCUAUGCUGUUGAGAUGUUUCACAGAGAAGCAGGUGAUACGAAGGAGCAGAUUGAGAAGAAGUGCCAGGCCCUCAGUGCCGCAGACCCUGGCUCAGAUCUGUUCAGUGUUCAGGCUCUUCAGCGACAGCAUAAGGGCUUUGAAAGGGACCUCACACCCCUGGGAGAUAAGGUGAUCAUAUUGGGGGAGACAGCAGAGCGGCUCUGUGAGUCCCAUCCAGAUGCCAGUGAGGACCUUCAGAGACAGAGGAUGGAGCUGAAUGAGGCCUGGGAUGAUCUGCAGGGGCGUACAAAGGAUCGUAAGGAGAACCUAAAUGAAGCCCAGAAAUUCUAUCUGUUCCUCAGCAAAGCCAGGGAUCUGCAGAAUUGGAUCAGCAGCAUUGGUGGCAUGGUAUCAUCUCAGGAGCUGGCUGAAGACUUAACUGGCACAGAGAUCUUGCUGGAGAGACAUUGGGAGCACCGUGCUGACAUGGAGGCAGAGGCUCCCUCCUUCCAAGCCUUAGAGGACUUUGGUGCAGAACUUAUAGACAGUGGGCACCGUGCCAGCCCUGAAAUUGAAAAAAAGCUUCAAGCUGUCAGGCUAGAGAGAGAUGAUUUGGAGAAGGCUUGGGAACAACGCAAGAAGUUCCUAGACCAGUGCCUGGACUUGCAGAUGUUUCAAGGGAACUGUGAUCAAAUUGAGAGCUGGAUGGUGGCACGUGAGAAUUCCCUGAGGUCAGAGGACAAAGGUCUCUUAGAUAGUCUGGAGACCCUGAUGAAGAAACGGGACGAUUUGGACAAAGCAAUCACUGCCCAGGAAGGGAAGAUCACUGACCUAGAACAUUUUGCUGAGCGCCUCAUUGCUGAUGAACACUAUGCCAAGGAAGAGAUUGCUACUCGGCUCCAACGUGUGCUAGACAGAUGGAAGGCUCUCAAAGCACAACUGAUUGCUGAGCGGACAAAGCUUGGAGACUAUGCUGACCUAAAACAAUUCUACCGUGACCUUGAAGAGCUGGAAGCAUGGAUCAGUGAAAUGCUGCCCACAGCCUGUGAUGAAUCCUACAAAGACCCCACUAACAUUCAGAGGAAAUACCUGAAACACCAGACCUUUGCAAAUGAAGUCCAUGGCCGAGCUGACCAGGUGGAUGGCGUUAUCAACCUGGGAAGCUCCCUGAUUGAGCGGAGCGCUUGUGAUGGCAAUGAAGAGGCCGUGAAGGAGCAACUGAAAGAGCUGAAGGAACAUUGGGAUCACCUGCUUGAGAGAACAAAUGACAAAGGGCAGAAGCUCAAUGAGGCCAGUCGUCAACAGAGGUUCAACACAAGCAUCCGGGACUUUGAGUUCUGGCUCUCAGAGGCAGAGACAUUACUGGCCAUGAAAGAUCAAGCCAGGGACUUGGCUUCAGCAGGAAACCUACUCAAGAAGCAUCAGCUAUUGGAGACAGAGAUGAUGGCUCGAGAGGAUGCACUCAAGGACCUGAAUACAUUGGCUGCAGAUCUGCUCUCCAGCGGGACUUUCAAUGUUGACCAGAUUACAGAGAAAAGAGAUAGUGUCAACGAGCGUUUUCUGAAUGUCCAAGACUUGGCAACUGCACACCAUGAAAAACUGAAAGAGGCCUAUGCCUUGUUCCAGUUCUUCCAGGAUCUAGAUGAUGAGGAGUCCUGGAUACAAGAGAAGUUGAUACAAGUGAGCUCCCAGGACUAUGGGAGAGAUCUUCAGGGCGUUCAGAACUUGCUGAAGAAGCACAAACGCCUAGAGGGGGAGCUGGUGGCACAUGAGCCUGCUAUCCAGAAUGUGCUGGAUAUGGCGGAGGAGCUGAAAGACAAGGCUGCUGUGGGGCAAGAGGAGAUCCAGUUGCGGCUGGCUCAGUUUGUUAAACAUUGGGAGAAGCUCAAAGAGUUGGCCAAGGCCCGAGGACUUCAGUUGGAAGAAUCCCUAGAAUACUUGCAAUUCAUGCAGAAUGCUGAGGAAGAGGAGGCUUGGAUCAAUGAAAAGAAUGCUAUGGCUGCCCGAGGGGAUUCUGGAGAUACAUUAGCUGCUACUCAGAGCUUGCUAAAGAAGCAUGAAGCUUUGGAAAACGACUUUGCUGUCCAUGAGACCCGAGUACAAAAUGUGUGUGCACAAGGAGAAGACAUCCUAAAUAAGGUUUUACAGGAGGAAAGUCAGAACAAAGAGAUUUCUUCCAAGAUAGAGGCUCUCAAUGAAAAGACCCCUUCUCUAGCCAAGGCAAUAGCUGCUUGGAAGUUGCAAUUGGAAGAUGAUUAUGCCUUUCAGGAAUUCAACUGGAAGGCUGAUGUGGUAGAGGCCUGGAUAGCUGAUAAGGAAACAAGCCUGAAGACCAAUGGCAAUGGUGCAGAUCUUGGUGACUUCCUCACACUCCUGGCAAAACAGGACACUUUGGAUGCCAGUCUACAGAGUUUUCAGCAAGAGAGACUUUCUGAGAUCGCUGACCUGAAGGAUCAACUGAUUGCUGCUCAACACAGCCAGUCUAAAGCCAUUGAAGAGCGUUAUGCUGCCCUGCUGAAGCGCUGGGAACAGUUGCUAGAAGCCUCUGCAGUCCACAGACAGAAAUUGAUGGAGAAACAGCUGCCUCUACAAAAGGCUGAGGAGCUGUUCAUGGAAUUUGCACAUAAGGCUUCAGCUUUCAACAACUGGUGUGAAAAGGCAGAAGAAAACUUGUCAGAGCCUGUGCACUGUGUCUCUCUGAAUGAAAUUCGGCAGCUGCAGAAAGACCAUGAGGAUUUCUUGGCCUCCUUGGCUGGGGCUCAAGCAGACUUUAAAUAUUUGCUGGAGCUAGACCACCAGAUUAAGGCCUUAGGUGUGCCUUCUAGCCCUUAUACCUGGUUAACAGUGGAGGCGCUGGAGAGGAUCUGGAAGCACCUAUCUGACAUCAUCGAGGAACGGGAGCAGGAGCUGCAAAAGGAAGAGGCAAGACAGGUCAAGAACUUUGAGAUGUGUCAGGAGUUUGAACAGAAUGCUAGUGCCUUCCUUCAAUGGAUCCUGGAAACCAGGGCUUACUUUCUGGAUGGAUCAUUGCUCAAAGAAACAGGAACUCUGGAAUCCCAGCUGGAAGCAAAUAAAAGAAAACAGAAGGAGAUCCAGGCAAUGAAGCGUCAACUAACCAAGAUUGAGGACCUGGGGGACAACUUGGAAGACGCUCUGAUCCUUGAUAUCAAAUACAGCACCAUUGGAUUGGCCCAGCAGUGGGACCAACUCUACCAGCUUGGGUUGCGGAUGCAACACAACCUGGAGCAACAGAUCCAGGCCAAGGACACCAUUGGUGUGAGUGAAGAGACUCUAAAGGAGUUUAGCACAAUCUAUAAACACUUUGAUGAGAAUUUGACAGGGCGCUUGACUCACAAAGAGUUCCGGUCCUGCCUAAGAGGACUCAAUUACUACUUGCCUAUGGUGGAGGAGGGUGAACCUGAGCCCAAGUUUGAGAAGUUCCUGGAUGCCGUGGAUCCAGGGAGGAAGGGCUAUGUCUCACUGGAGGACUAUACCUCAUUCCUGAUUGACAAGGAGUCAGAAAACAUCAAGUCCAGCGAUGAAAUAGAGAAUGCUUUCCAAGCGCUGGCGGAGGGCAAGGCAUAUAUUACCAAAGAAGACAUGAAGCAGGCCCUUACCCCCGAGCAAGUGUCAUUCUGUGCCACACAUAUGCAGCAAUAUAUGGACCCACGGGGUCGAAGCCAUCACUCUGGCUACGACUACGUUGGCUUCACCAACUCCUACUUUGGCAACUAAUAAGCAGCUCCUCGUGGAUCAAGAAAAUCUUAGUGUCAUGAGAAAUUUACUGGGAGGUGAAGAGUACAGGCAAAUGUGGAAGAUAAAGAUGGCCGUGUGUGUGUGUGUGUGUAUGUGUGUGUGUAUUACACUUAUUGCAGGAUCUUAAAUAAUCUCAAGGGUGGGUGAUAGGUUAAUAGAGUUGGAGGAGUGGAAGCUAUUUUGUACGCAACUAGUCACUGCUGAGGGGCGUCAAGGUUUCUAUUUUUAUUUGUUCUGUUUUGCAUAUCAUUAUUUUUUGUUUUAUUCUGAUAAUAGAAUAAAGUACUUCUUUUUAAAAAUAUUUUUGGGGAAAAGUUAAGUAAAAUGUUGAACUUCUGUAUUUCUGGGAAAUGUACUCAUAUAAGGGUGGGCAGCUAAUUGUACCGUAAAGAAAGGCCAUGGUAGAGUAGAUAAAUAAAAUCCAAGGCAAUUUGCAAAUUAUUUUUUAAACUUUGGAAUAUAUUCAAAUUUAAAUUUGAAAAUGAAGGUAUUUGAUAUCCCGGGGAACAUCAGUAUUUUAGUUUGCACAAUGAAACAACACACAGAUCCGCAUAACACCUGCUUUAUUUUUAACUUAUUUUUUCCAUACUUCAAAAUUAUAGUAUAUGUUGUUAUUUUCAGAAUGACAAAAUUCCAGCAAAGCAGGGUUUUCUAGUGUCCUCCAGGCUCCUGCAUUUUCUCUUAAGUUUUAAUGUAAUAAAAAUAAUACUUCCAUAUCCUAUUAAAGUAAUAGUUAAUACAAUUAUUUUUUAAAUUAAUUUAAAGAAUUAAUUUAAAAAGGAAGAGGUAAUGCUAUCUUCAGAAACUUUCAGGCCAGGUUUACUCUGAACAGAUUUACAUGCUGACAUUCUGAAUUGAUUUAUGAACAGUAAUGGUGUCAUUUGCUGGUGAGAAAUCUGAGAUCAUUUACUUGCUGUUAUAAAACUCCUAGCAUUCUGCACAAAUAGUUCCCACUCACCAAUUCAUUAAUGUUGCCACUUGAUUACCAUCUUAAGUACCAGUCCCUUCCUUUGGCAUGGAAAUUAAUCUGUCCUGGGUAAAUGCUGUCACAGGAGCCUUUUAAAAAAUUGGUUAAAGAUAAAAAGUUAUCACUAAUGCUAACAACAUAUACAGGUGUUUUAGUGAUUCUUUUCUUAAAUAGUCAAAUAUUACAGAAUGUAACAAGCAGAAAGUAUUUUCAAAAUUAAUGUUCAUAAAUGUCUAAAUUGUCUUAUUAUGAGUUACCAAAAAUAGCACAGUUAGAAAAGUUAUAGGCCAUCAAAAAUUAGUAUUGUUUAAUAUCACCCUUACCACAUAUGGAUAGUCUAAAACUAUUUGUGCUGAAAAUAAUCAUAAGCAAAGGCAGAUGUGGUUUCAUUCCCCCAAUGCUAAGCCUGCCAAAAUUUUUCAAAGCCUAAAUAGUAUUAUUAGUCAUUUAGUGGGUCAAAUCAUGCUCUUAAAGACAAAGAAUAAUUAGCUUCACCCUAAAAAAGAGAUUGGUUAAUAUAAAGGCUAGAAAACCAAAAUAAAAAUAACAUCAGAUGAAACUGUCAUAACUGUAUAUAGCUUUUUCCGAAAUCAGAUCUGUCCACCUAUGCACUCAAGUAAAAAGUAGUAAUAAUAUUGCAAUCUGCAUAAAUAAUUUAGCAGGGGUUAUAAAUGUUUGACAUAUAAUAUUAUAAUUAGAAUUUGCAUCAAAUUUCCCUCUUCCUCUCAGAGUUAAGUGCCUCCUAAUUCUUAUCUUUUCUUGACCUUCUACCAACUUUAAACUGAAAUCCUUGCCCUAUCUUUCUAAUUAUCUUCUUAGUUAGUCAGGAUUAGAUUUAAAACCUAACAAGUCUGACUCCAGAGUUUCUGGUAUUAAUUGGCUCUUUCAAAGGACCAGGAGUUGGGCAUAUGUGGUCAUGUUCAUAGCAGAAGGACCUUUGUUUUACUGUUCAUGUGUACCUGAAAUAAGACUUUGCCCUUUUUAAGCACAUAGUCACAUACUUAAUCAAGGGAGAAAAUUUGAUUCACCAAAGAUUUUGAAGACUAUGUUGUCCCUAUCCCAGAUCAAUUAUUUCAAGGUCUGUAGAGAUAGAUCCCAGAAACACCUGUUUG